CCCGAGCUCCGAUCGUCAGUGGGCAUGCGCCUGCUGCUCUGACCGGUGGUGGAGCAUGCGCAGUACAAAAGCGUUCUGGGAGGUUCCCGGUUGCUGGGUCCGUUCGCUUUUUUCUGGGAAGAAAUUCGUUUCUGAGGUGCUGCAUAUUUUCUUUGCUGCCUCCUGCUGUUGUCCACUUCUGCUUUCACCAUGGUAAAGAAGAAUAGUAUCCCUGUUGGAUGGCGGAAUGUAUUACCAAUUGGACAACCUAUAGCAGGAACUCGGUUUAUUCCUUUCAAAGCACCUUUGAAGGGGGAAAUCAACCAGCGACUGACACCAACUCAGAAGUUUACUCCAAAAGAUCUGAUGACUGCAGUAAAAGCUCUAAAUAUGGAGCUUGGCUUAAUUAUAGAUUUAACAUAUACAACAAGAUACUAUCAUGUUAAGGAUUUGCCUAAAAAUGUGGUGUAUAAGAAACUUUAUACUAUUGGAUUUGAAGUCCCAGAUGAUCCUACUAUUCUACAAUUCAAAAAAUGGGUUAGAAAGUUCCUAUGGGAAAAUGCAGAAAAUGUGAAACUCAUUGGAGUACACUGUACUAAUGGAAUUAAUAGAACAGGUUAUCUUAUAUGUAGAUACCUUAUUGAUGUUGAAGGCUGGGAUCCAGAAAUAGCAAUCCAAGCUUUUGGGGAGGCUCGUGGUCACCAUAUCGAUGGAAAAAUAUAUCUGGCAGAUCUCAAAACUCAGCCAAUGAGAAGCAAUCUGGGAAUGAAUUUGUGGGAUGCUGAUGGAGAUAUUGUGCCACCACCAAAUGAUAUGGAUGGACGUAUUGAUAGAUUCCCAAAUGAAGAAUAUCCUAGGCCUGGGAAAAGAGUAAGAGUUUUUGACUACAGCCACAAUGAAUUACCAGAACAGGUUCAAUUGAGAGAGUUUGAUUUCAUUAACAAAGGCCCUGGACAACGACGAAAACCAUAUCAUGAUCACCAGUUUCAUGAAGAUUUGCAGCCACUAGUACAAAUGGGGCAAAGGCGUUUUACUGACCACCAGUUUUAUGAUGAUGAUUACCAAGAAGAAAUGGAGCUGAAGGAUUUAGGCUUUGCCACCAGGAGAUCAGGACACAGGUCAAGUCCUUUCCAUGAUCACCAGUUUUGUGAUGACUUUCCAGGAAGUGCACCAUCAGGAGAUCUUAUUAAUAUGGGUCGUGGUCAGAGGCAAAGACAUUUUCCUGACAUCCCCCCUCUCAAUGAUACACUGAUAGAUAUGCAGGUUAAUAGGGGCCAUGGAGAAAGACGAAGACCAUUUUACGAACAACAGUCUAAUGAUGGAUUUCAAUCAUAUGUGCAGUUAAAAGAUCCAGCUUUCCACAACAAGAGACCUAUGCAAAGAAUGAGACAUUUUCAUGAGUGUUCUCAUCAUGAUGAUAUGCAGCCACCAGUGGGAGGCUUCAAGUUUGUUAGUAGGGGCCGUGGACAAAGAAUGAUACCUUUCCUUGACCACCAGCAACACAAUGAUUUACCAAGAGAGAUGCCACUAGAAGAUUUUGACGACAGAGAUUCUGGAUCAAGACGUAGACCUCUUUAUGACAAUCGAUCUUACAAUGAUAUUGAUGAGCAAACACAAUUGAAAGAUUUUCUAAACAGCAGGCCUGAGCAAAGGAUGAGAUCUUUUAAUGGCCAUUCACCCCACGAUGAUGUGCCGCAUGAAGAAUAUUUAGAAAGAGGUCGUUCUUUUCCCUCUUAUGAGCACUUACCAGAGUCUCCUCUACUUCACAGAGAUGACAAUUACAAUAGAAAUUGCAGGCCCGGUGGCCCUGAAGAUUACAGGAGAAACUGCCCUUCUGAUGAAAUAGACAAAGGAAUGAAAACUAGAUUUGCACCAUAUCCCCCACAGCCAAUACAUCAUUCUUCAUCCACACAACAGAAAGUUAGUUCAGUUUCAUUGGAAAAUGGAAGGGAACCACAGCAUGACGUUACAAGGGAGAUGGUUCGAGGGAAAAGAUUGCCUGUAGUAACAUUUGAUUACAAUUAUGGUUUUCCUUUAGACUAUGCAUCUGAAGAGGAAGAUAGAUCACAUUAUGAUUUACCUCCAAGGGAGUGUCACGUUUGGAAAUGAACCAAGUAUGUGUGUGCAUAUAUGUUUACCCAUUUUCCUUUGUGUGUGGACCAAACCUUUUUUCAAAUUGGAGAAGUGUAUCUUUCAAAAUUACACAACUUGUAUAUGAGUAAUACUAGUGUCCACAAAUGUUUGGCUUUUUACAUUUACAUAGUGAAUACAUUUGUUAAGUGUAUGUGGAGAUAGAUGUCCAACAUGUAUAAAAUAAAAAUAGUAGGUGCCAGUAGUGAAAUUGGAAGGCCAUAGCUUAACGCACCACAGAAGCUGUGUUCUUUUCCCUUCACCUAUUAUGAAAUGUAUAUAAAAUAUUUCAGCUUAUGAAAGUUGUAAUAAAAAAAUUAAAGGCUGCACUCAAAUUUUUCUUAUAAAUUUGAAAGGAAAUACAUCUGCUGUAAAUAUGAAAAUAAAAUAGUUAUGUUA
Molecule: messenger RNA, 2508 nt
Organism: Rhineura floridana
Lineage: Eukaryota; Metazoa; Chordata; Lepidosauria; Squamata; Rhineuridae
Exons: 12
Coding region: 190-2088 (632 amino acids)
Biological process (GO): dephosphorylation
Molecular function (GO): polynucleotide 5'-phosphatase activity; protein tyrosine/serine/threonine phosphatase activity
Source: RefSeq, a predicted model, not a curated record